AGGGCUGCCGGGCCUCUCAGACCCGCAUGAUCCUGCCGGGUCUCCGGGCUAACCUUUCAUUUAGCACUUCCUACCUCUACUGCUGGCAGUCUUUAAUUGGAUUUUCUUCAGCUAGCGGAGCCGGGGGCCAGCUGGAAAGAUGACUUCAGAAAGGACAAAGGUCCGGAAGUUUGGGGACCUUAGCGGCUUGGGCUUCCCGAUCACCCCAGUUAAUUUUGGAAUGGAGCCUGAGGUUCCACUGGGAUGUCAUGGGCUCUAACAUCUCACAGUCUCAAAUUAGUGCUUGGUGCAUAAUAUUUCAAGGGAUUCCAGCACCCUGCUGGGUAAAUAGAGGUGAGGGAGGGGGCGGGGGGAAGCUUUUGGAAGGCUGAAGAUUCUCCAAAGCCCAAUCCUCUGCCCAAGUGUUCAGCUUUGAGUCUGGUUGAUCGUAACAUCCCCGUUAUCUACACCCAGGCCUCCCAACACUGCAUUCCUAUGUAGAUCCCGCCAGCCAUUUCCCAGUACUCAGCCAAACCCCACUCCCCCACCCCCCACAAACCCCACGGUUCUCUCGAGCUGCAAAUACACGGAGUCGAGAGCCCGUGACUCAGAGAGGACUCAUCAAGCUCAAUCGGGACCUUACCCCGUCCUGGGGGGAGCGUGUCACUGUCCUGGGAAGCACGCUCCAAGACCGGUCGCCAGGUGCCCCUAAGAGACCCGCAGCUACCUGCGCCUAGGAUGGUGGCUCUGGACUUUUGAGAAGCUCAAAACUUUUAGCGCCAGUCUGAGCACAUGGGAGGGGAAAAUCCCAAUCCCAGCAACCCUCGCGAGGCUCCUGGCACAAAGCUGGACAGUCGCCAUGACAAGUAAGGGCAAGUAAUUUGCCUGCUGGCGGACGGAAGGAGUUGGGGAGGAGGAUGCGGAGUCAGGAUUUGGGUUGUAUUGGUGCUGUAGCUCUGACAUUUUGGAGAGGAAAAGUAAUACACGCCAGAACUGUGAGGGCAGAAUUAGUGGAAACCAUUUUGCAGGGCUCCGCUACUGUGUCAAGUAUAAAGGGUGGAAGGAAGAAAACUGUUGCAUUUGCCAUUCUCUCAGCCUGAAACACUGCUUUCAGAUAUAACUGGAUAGUUUCUUGUCAUCAGCUAAAAUGUAACCUUUUAUCCUUAAUAUCUCAAUGUACUGUGUUCCCCUGGAGACUUUAUAUCACACAGUCUUUAAUUUCCUUCAUAGCCCUUAUCACUGAGAAGAUUCAUUUGUUCAUUGCCUAUAAGGUAGAUAAUUUGUUCACUAUCUUAUUCAUUGCUAUAUUCUCCGAUGCCUAACAGUGCUCGGUAGGAAGUAAGAGCUUGAUAAUAUUUAUCAAAUGAAUGAAAAAGGUCUGAGGACUUGGGCAAAUGAAAUGCAGAACCUGAAUCAAGCGCUCUCUUCAGGCGAGGGAGGGUAGGUGCUUUAAGAAUUACCGCGGGAGACGGUGGGCGGAGCUCCGGCACUUCUAGCCAAGGCGGAGCGUUCAGACUACAACUCCCAGCAGCUACUAAGAGCCCUCAGGCUCAAUGCGUAAGCUGAAUGCUACCGGUACUUCCCGCCCCUCUGUGGGUUGCCCGCGAAAUCUGAUCCGAGAUGCAGAGGUCCAAUCGCACAGCGGCCCAAGUCCCGCGAGAACAAGUGGCGCUGAGCGGCCCACGGUGCUCAGCAGAGUUGUUCUUGCACUAUUGGUGUUCUCUUAUUCUCGCCGGCUGGGGGGUCUUCUGUCUACCCCCACCCCCCCGGAAGAGGAAGGAAGGCACUGGUGGAUUUCCCCACUUCUGGUCCCUGAGAACUUUGAAGUUGUUCCGGCAGUCCUGUGCGUCGGCCGCUUGUAGCCAGCAGAGUUGCCCGACUGAGGCCAAUGUCUGCCGCGCUUCCUCUGCAGCAUGAAGACGUCGGACGAGCAACUCUUAGCUCCCGACAGCCUUCCUUUAGACCAGGCCCCAGUACCAGCCCGUCUCUCUCCCCACGCUUCUCCGAUGGAUAAAAAUACAGACCCUGAAUUUGUACCACUGCUACCUGGUGGGGAUGAUCCGCCCCAGAUGUCCCCAGAUCCCGUGACUGGCUCUGCUGUGUCCCAGGAACUGGGGGAGGAGGACCCAGCGUCUUUCUCCACUCCCUUAGAAACAGAGUUUGACACUCCUCUCGAGUUAAGUCCUCAAAUCAAGGAGAAAGAGCUUGACGAAAAUGCAAGCUCUCUUACAGAAAAAACGAGCGUUCCGGAGUUGGGGUCUGGAGAAGCCACAGAAGUCAUGUCUGAGGAAACCGCUCUAGAAGAUGAAGGAGACACCCCUUGGAACUACAGCUUCUCCUGGCUUCCUCGAUUUCUCAGUGGUUCCUGGUCAGAGUUCAGCGUCCAACCUGAGAACUUCUUGAAAGGCUGUAAGUGGGCCCCUGAUGGUUCCUGCAUCUUGACCAAUAGUGCUGAUAACAUCCUGCGGAUUUAUAACCUGCCCCCAGAGCUGUAUAAUGAGGGAGAGCAAGUGGAAUACACAGAAAUGGCCCCUGUCCUUCGAAUGAUGGAGGGUGAUACUAUAUAUGAUUACUGCUGGUAUUCGCUGAUGUCCUCAACCCAACCAGACACCUCCUAUGUCCAUGUCUCUCUCAGCGUGGCCAGCAGCAGCCGGGAGAACCCAAUUCACAUCUGGGAUGCAUUCACUGGAGAGCUCCGGGCUUCCUUCCGUGCCUACAACCACCUGGAUGAGCUGACGGCAGCCCACUCGCUCUGCUUCUCCCCGGAUGGCUCUCAACUCUUCUGUGGCUUCAACCGGACUGUGCGUGUCUUCUCCACAUCCCGACCUGGCCGAGACUGUGAAGUGCGAGCUACAUUUGCAAAAAAGCAAGGUCAGAGUGGCAUCAUCUCCUGCAUAGCCUUCAGCCCAGCCCAGCCCCUCUAUGCCUGUGGCUCCUAUGGCCGCUCCUUGGGCCUGUAUGCCUGGGAUGAUGGCUCCCCUCUUGCCUUGCUCAGAGGACAUCAAGGGGGCAUCACCCACCUCUGCUUUCACUCUGAUGGCAAUCGCUUCUUCUCAGGAGCCCGCAAGGAUGCUGAGCUCCUCUGCUGGGAUCUCCGCCAGCCUGGUCACCCGCUUUGGUCUCUGAGUCGAGAGGUAACCACCAAUCAGCGCAUCUACUUUGAUCUGGACCCGAGCGGGCAGUUCCUAGCAAGUGGCAGCACCAGCGGGGUUGUCUCUGUGUGGGACAUCAGUGGGACUGGCAAGGAUGGGAAGCCAGAGCCUGUGCUGAGUUUUCUGCCCCAGAAAGACUGCACCAAUGGAGUGAGCCUGCACCCUAGCCUGCCUCUGCUGGCCACUGCCUCUGGUCAGCGUGUGUUUCCAGAGCCCACCGACAGUGGGGAUGAAGGGGAACAGGAGCCAGACCUACCCCUGCUCUCCUUUCGACACGUCCACCUGGAAUAUCGGCUUCAGCUCUGGUGGUGUGGAGGUGGUUCAGACCCCAGUGUCCCUGAUGAUCACCAGGAGGAAAAGGGACAAGAAGGGACUGAGGGAGGUGGGGGUGAGCUUAUAUAAAAA
Molecule: messenger RNA, 3536 nt
Organism: Sciurus carolinensis (gray squirrel)
Lineage: Eukaryota; Metazoa; Chordata; Mammalia; Rodentia; Sciuridae
Gene: Wrap53
Product: WD repeat containing antisense to TP53
Exons: 10
Coding region: 1893-3533 (546 amino acids)
Biological process (GO): Cajal body organization
Cellular component (GO): Cajal body
Molecular function (GO): RNA binding; protein binding
Source: RefSeq, a predicted model, not a curated record